Dioscorea cayenensis subsp. rotundata (Guinea yam) is the source of this 1057-nucleotide messenger RNA. RefSeq names its product gamma-secretase subunit APH1-like. Lineage: Eukaryota; Viridiplantae; Streptophyta; Magnoliopsida; Dioscoreales; Dioscoreaceae. The transcript is spliced from 6 exons. Gene Ontology annotation, biological process: positive regulation of catalytic activity; protein processing. Gene Ontology annotation, molecular function: protein-macromolecule adaptor activity. The record is from RefSeq and is a predicted model, not a curated record. Gene Ontology annotation, cellular component: membrane; endoplasmic reticulum; gamma-secretase complex. Bases 125 to 877 code for a protein of 250 amino acids.
AGAAGGUUAUGAACAGUGAACAUUGGUAAACAGUCGACGCCGACGAAGAACCACCGUGAAAGCUCGAGCUCUCGUUCUCAUCUCCGGUGGCCGGACGGGAGAGAGAGAGAGAGAGAGAGGUAGGAUGACGCUGGAGUCCGGCGUGGGCUAUGUGCUCAUCGCACUAGGCCCUACGCUCUCCCUCUUCGUCUCUGUAAUCGCCCAGAAACCCUUUCUCAUCCUCACCCUCCUCUCGAGCACUUUGUUUUGGCUCAUAAGUUUGAUUGUGCUAUCUGGUGCGUGGAGAGGGUUUCUUCCUCUAAAAACCUCAUCUUUGUGGGCGUAUGCCUUUCUCCUUCUCACUUCUGUUGGAUUUCAGGAGGCCGUGCGGGUUCUCUUUUGGAAGCUCUACAAGAAAUUGGAAGGUAUGUUGGAUGCUUUCGCUGACAGGAUUUCUAAGCCUAGGCUUGUUUUGGCGGAUAAGAUGUUGAUUUCUCUAACUGGUGGUCUAGGCCAUGGUGUGGCUCAUGCUGUCUUUUUCUCACUUAGCCUCUUAACUCCUGCAUUUGGCCCGGCUACAUUUUUCAUUGACAAAUGCUCAAGCAUGCCAUUUUUUCUCGUAUCUGCGAUUAUGUCACUUGGCUUCACUAUCAUCCAUACCUUUUGCAUGGUCAUCGCUUUUGAGGGAUACGCCGGAGGGACAAAAACUGACCAAGUAUUUGUUCCUAUUAUCCAUUUGAUUGCUGCAAUGCUGACCCUGGUUAACCUUGCACCCGGUGGCUGUGUUGUCGGUGUACCAUUGCUCUGCUUUGUUGCAGCUCUGACCGCGCAGCAUUGUUGGCGGAUUGUCUGGCGAAGAUUAGCUGAACACCGCCACCGCACGCAAUCAAAUAGUUAGCAUUGUUUUCAUUUUAUAAGUUAUGCAUGAAUGAAAAGAGAAGAAAUGUUUGGCUGGUUUGUAGAUCAAAUGGAUGGUCUAAUUUAAGAUAGUUUAUAUUACCAUUUUUCUGCUAUGAAUUCUUCACAGAACUUCAAUGUAAUGUGCAUGUCAAUUCAAUAUCUGAUCCUUUUUUUUGUA